Messenger RNA from Bolinopsis microptera, 987 nucleotides. RefSeq names its product cilia- and flagella-associated protein 77-like. The record is from RefSeq and is a predicted model, not a curated record. The transcript has 5 exons. Bases 183 to 881 code for a protein of 232 amino acids. Lineage: Eukaryota; Metazoa; Ctenophora; Tentaculata; Lobata; Bolinopsidae.
GUUAACUUUAUCAAGGUAAUUCUAAUGAUUUUACAGCAGUUUUGUGGACCAUCUUUUACGAUUUUAGCAGCUUUUCAAGAGAUAUUCUGAUAUCAAACAACGAUCAUACUCCAACUGCAGCAGAUCACAAUCACCUCUUUACGGCAGAACGGGUUGAAUGCGAUAAAAGUGAAACCAGAAACAUGUCGGCGUUACUGAGCGACCAAGUAGUGUUGGGGGAGCCGAGGAACGAAAUGAACCCUCUUCUGGUAAAACCACCUCUGGGAAGGCCCCUAACUCGCUGCUACACCGCACCCUACAACGCAAACGGGACGUUUGGACAAUGCUACAACUUUAUCGACGGUGGUGUUCCAGCAGCACUGAACCAUUUCAACAUUGCUGUUGUAAAACCUUACAAUAAAAACGGAUUUGUGAAAGAUUUUAUUACACUCAACAAACAGGCCGCCACUGCUGGUUUAGUUAAAGCCGAAGAACAACAGGCCUACCGGGCUUCUCAUCAAGUUUUGAAAGCCAAGGCUGCUAAGACAAUGGUAUUAACGUAUCCCAAGAAAAUGUCUCCAGACUUCAUGACCUUUGGCGUCCCAACUAGACCCUCCACUCCAGUCUACGACUUGUUGGAGAACAGUUACCAAGAGAGAUGGAUCAGAGGGAUGAGGGACGCCGAGCAUGCACAGAGGGAACAGGAUAAGCAAGCUAAGCGGAGCAACAACAUCCAGGACACCAGGACAUCACUGAUGAGGAAGAAAGUUGUCAAGGUGGAGGACUCCAAACUCUGGCACAUGACCAGAUGGGGAAAAGUCAAGCCUUUUCUCAACACUUUUCCGAGUGAGAAGGCGAAAGUCAAAGCCAUGAGUAGACAUUAUCAGCAGAAAACGGCUUGAGAAUGAGACUUUUCAAUGUUUUGACUCGAAGAAAACGAGUAGAUUUAGCCCGACAAUCGCGGUUUAAAACAAUGAUGUGAUCAUUUUUAAAGAUUUUAGUUUGUCA